UCAUCAGAACCAUAAUAAUUAUCUUACACUAAUCUUCUGCUGCUAUGGUUGAUUCCGGCAACGAGAAGCUGCAGAUUGGUGAAGUUGUUUUAGCAAACCAUGAUUUGCAUGUUACGAACAACAAUGAUCCGAGUGAAGUAGCUGAGAAGAAAGCGAAGAAGAGAAAAUCAAAAAGUUCCGACAAAAGUAGAAAGAAACCCUCCGUAGAGACACCAACAGAAGCAAAAGACGAUGAAAAAGGCGAGGGAAGUGGCACUAGAAUGGGAGAGAACCAGCAAAUUUGUGAUGCAGACCAAGAGGAGCAUGUUGAUGGUCAUUUCAUUGAUGUUGAGGCCAGUCUUGAUCUUAUGGGGACAAUGGAACAAGACCUUCAAAAGGAGGUAGGAAAUGCUGAUUUAGUCAUGAUUGAUGACCAAGAGAAGGAUCUUGAGAAAGCUUUAAUGGUUGUGGAUAAUCUUUUAACUGAAUUAAACCAAUAUACUGAUGAUGUUGAGAACGAAGGUCUCAUAGUAGAUCUUGUUAAUGCUACUUCUGAAGCAAUUAAAAACGAAACUGAGAUGGGAACCAAGGAAAAAGAUGGUGAUGAGGAGGCUAAAUCUGAGAAGCCUAAGAAGAAAAAAAGAUCAAAGAAAGGCAAGACUCCGGCUAAAGAAGAUGCUCUAGUUGCUUCUAGCUCAAGGAACGCUGGGGAAUGUGUGUUUGUAACUACAAACAUUGAUACUCGUCUCGGCGUUCUAUCGGACAAGGAUGAUAGUGUAUCUACUUUCAGAGACAAAAUCUGCAAAGAGCAUGAACAGUGUUUCCCAAGUUUUGGGAAAAUUACCAUCUCUGCUUUGAAGGUUAGAUGUGGUGGUCAACUUUAUCAUUUGGUUGAUUCGCUGAUUUUGAACAUAGCUUUCCCAAGCAACGACUCGUUUCUAUUUGUGGACGUGGUGAGUGUUGAGGAGAAGGGUAUUAUGCUGACUGGAGAAGCUGCUUUUUCAAACCCUAAGUUACUUGAGAGAGAGACCAAUGAUUUGACGAUUAAGGAAGCUCUGGUAACACAAGCUGCUGAUAAGAAAACUAGAAAGAGGAAACAUAAAACUUCAGAUAGCGCGCAUGCCAACGAAAGUCGUAAGAAACGCUCUCUUGGUGACGAGUCAAGUGAUAAAGGAGAGGUUCCAACUGGAACAAUAGGCAAAGACCUUGAAAAGGGAGAAAAGAGUGCUGCUACGGUUGAACAAGAGAAGGAUCUUGCACUUGUGGAUGAUGAGAAAGAGAGUCACAAAGAUGAUGUUUGUUUAGGAGCAAUAGUCCAAGACGUCAAUCAAUCCGCUGAUGUUGAGAGCGACAAAGAUGGUGUUGAUGCAACUUCGGCAUCUUUACCAAACCCGAGAGGAGACAAGCCUGUUAUCAAUAUCCUUGUAUUAAUGGCGCCUGUUCCAAACAAGAAAGGAAGGCCAAAGAAAGAUGCUGAUGAGGCUACUACAUCUGUGAAGGCUGCUAAGAAAGGAAGGGCAAAGAAAGACAAGCAGGAGAAUGUGGAAAAAGUUGUGAAGAAAUCAAGUAAAAAGUCAAGGAAGAAACAAUCUUCGGAGGUUGUGGAGGAGGAGGCUUAAGUAUUUGUCAUCUGAGAUAACAAAACAAAUGCUCUGCUAUGAGCAUCAUUGUUCUCAUUUCUGUAUUUUUUUUCUUUCUCUAUGCUACUGAACAUUGAUGCUUUUCCCAGUUUCAAGUAACUUAUUUCCGGUUUUUUAUUUAUUUAUCAUGAGGUUGGUUUUAGUGUUUUAA
Arabidopsis lyrata subsp. lyrata is the source of this 1770-nucleotide messenger RNA. RefSeq lists its product as uncharacterized. The transcript is spliced from 10 exons. Lineage: Eukaryota; Viridiplantae; Streptophyta; Magnoliopsida; Brassicales; Brassicaceae. The record is from RefSeq and is a predicted model, not a curated record. The coding region runs from base 45 to 1598 and encodes 517 amino acids.